This is a messenger RNA of Synchiropus splendidus (mandarinfish), 2710 nucleotides long. Its product is annotated as NHL repeat-containing protein 3-like. NCBI's taxonomy places the organism in Eukaryota, Metazoa, Chordata, Actinopteri, Syngnathiformes, Callionymidae. Bases 179 to 1249 code for a protein of 356 amino acids. The record is from RefSeq and is a predicted model, not a curated record. Gene Ontology annotation, cellular component: extracellular region. The transcript has 3 exons. Gene Ontology annotation, molecular function: protein binding.
CAAGAACUACUUGAUAUACUGGUUUGCCUUUCCGUCGGCGAGAGGAGGAAGUGGCCACUCAAGCCUUCGACACCAAUGGGUGUCAAAAUAACGUGCCGUUGCUAUAUUUGGAGAUUUUGACCUCACAAAGGAACGCUUGACAACAAGAUAUCGCGCUUUUGUUGGCUUGCAAGCAGCGAUGAGUAAAAAGCGAGGUCACCCGUGGUUGAUGCUGUGCGCCAUGGCCCUGCUGGUGGUGCUCAUGAUGGUUCUGUACGGUGCCAUGGGGCGCCAGCACCACACCACCGGCACCACUUUCAGGAACGACUACCAGCUGAUGGGGAGGCCGCUGUACAAACUGGACCUGGACUGGCCGAGAAACCCGGAGCUGUUCAACGGGCAGGUGUAUGGAGUGGCUGUUGACCAGUAUGCGCAAGUGGUUUAUGUGGCGCAGAGAGGUGAUAAUGUGCCCAAAGUUCUCGUGUUCAGCACAGAGGGGGAAUUCCUGAUGCACUGGAACACAACCACCUUAGAGAUGCCGCAUGGAAUAUUCUUAGCCGACGCUGCAUCGAAAAAACCAACGGUUUGGAUCACAGAUGUGGGUGAUGGUCCAUAUGGCCACACUGUCAAACAGUACUCACCAUCUGGGACACUUCUACAGGUUCUCGGUACUGCAGGAAAAGCCGGCUCGUCUUUGACACCUCUGCAGUUUGACCAGCCAGCUGAGAUCUUUGUCCAUGAGUCCGGUGAAAUGUACAUCGUGGACGGUGACGGUGGGAUGAACAACCGUCUUAUCAAACUGUCCAAAGACCAGGAGGUGAUCUGGAUGCAUGGGGAGAAAGGUUCAGGCCUGAAUCAGUUCUACAUCCCGCACAGUGUCACUGUGGAUACAGCACAGAGGGUAUGGGUGGCCGACCGUGGAAACAAGAGGAUUCAGGUUUUCAACUCCAUCACUGGGGAAUGGUUGGGCACAUGGGGGAGCUGCUUCACCGAGGACGCCCCCUACUCUGUUCGCCUAACGCCAGACAAGAAGUACUUCAUCGUCGUCCAGCUCAACACCAAUCAGAUAUCGGUGCUGCACGCUCCCCCUGUAGGCUUGAUCGGACAGUGCAAGGUGGUCAGUGUGAUCCAGCUGGCCGAUGAGGUCAAGCCCCAUCUGGUGGACUUGGACCUGAAGACGGGGGCCCUGUACGUGGCAGAGAUUGGAGCCCAGCAGGCUCAGAAGUUCAUCCCCUUCAGUCUGGGUGAAGGUUUGGGAAACUACAUGUGAGCACCAUCACAAAGGAGUAUGACUCAGCAGUGAGAGCAGCUUGGAAAUAGUGGGUGUAAUAUACAGCACGCAAGCUUGUGUGUCCGCCUGCCUUGGUUUGUUUUCCUGUUGAAUGAUUGACCAAAACCAGAAUACAAUAUAUGACAAUAGAAUGAAGGCAGUCUAAUCUAAUCUAAUGAUCUACAUUGUUGCAAUCUAUGAUGUAUGUAAAUUUAUACACCUGUCUUAAAUACAAUAGAAUCUGACAGCAAAAUGUUGUAACCUAUGUAACAUUGUUUUUUAUUUUUACUCUUUCUUGGUGCUUGUGUUUGCUUAUGUUGACCAAGCACACACACACAAAACUGAGGGUGUUCAUCUUCUGCAUGUUGCCAUCGCGUGAUGAAGUCACAAAGAGAUCAUGUGAUAAAUACAUUUAUGGAUCCACUUUGAUGAGUCUAAAAAUACGUCAAGUAAUGCUGGAGUUCUGGACUAUCCUGUGUGGGUAGUCACUCUUGGGAGACGAGCUUUGCAACAUUAGAGCGUCUAUCAUGUUUUGUUCUGUUGUUAAUGUGGUUUAGUUCAAUUCUAACCAUAAUUCUCUUGAAGCUGAAUUUAUUUAGGCCUAACCACAAUUAGGAACAGAGGAUGGGCUGCUCCUGAUACCCUUGCUGACCUUCAUAACAAGCGUCCUAGUUGACUGCUGUGCAGCUCAUCCACUAUUUUACCAGUCUUGCACUAAAAGGGAGAUGAUGGUUUCUCCUAUAAGAAAAAAAAAACAGCUCUUUGAAUAAAUAAAGGGAACAACGUUGUACAGUCUCGCAAUAAGCUACGCGUCAUACCACUGUUGUGGAACAUUUAUUUCCCUGCUCACCGAUACAUCAGCCUUGUGAGUUUGGUCUGUAGACUGCCGAGUCAGUCUAAUGGGGAUUUUCUCACUCCUUCGUUCAGUUAAACAAGAUCAUUUGAUCUCAAAAAAUGCAUGUCUCACCAUUUAGCCAUCUAUGAAUAUAAUUUAUCUUACACGUUUGUUCUUGUACUUUACUAGCUCUGUUGUAUUGGAGUGUAUCAGCCAUCGAACGAAAAAGUUAAAUGAACUUGCCGCUCUAGCAUAGAAGAAGCUCCGAUCUGCACUGCUGUGAUGUCAUCAGUCUGUGACAAAUGUGUUUAUUGUAAUCAACAGAUAUAUUUUUUAGAUUUUUUGACACUUUGACAUGAACCAUAUAUUGUAUGCAGAUCUAUGGUUUGAGUCGUUUUGUUGGUGGUGUAAAUGCUCUCCUCAAAUACAGCUUCCCUGCUUUCAGGGAGCAUUUUUAUGAUUGUAUCACAAAUAAUAAUCACUUUCAAAUGCACUUCUAAAAUUGUUUUGUUGUUUGUGAUCAGAUGUUAAAGAUGUAUCACAGAGUUUUGUAACACUUGUGGGAAAUUGUGACGGGUGUUGUGAGCCUGAUCAUUUGUGCUCAAUAAUGGUGCCAUAAUAAAGAU